Condylura cristata (star-nosed mole) is the source of this 1448-nucleotide messenger RNA. RefSeq names its product solute carrier family 35, member F6 (gene SLC35F6). The record is from RefSeq and is a predicted model, not a curated record. Bases 92 to 1207 code for a protein of 371 amino acids. Gene Ontology annotation, cellular component: intracellular membrane-bounded organelle; membrane. NCBI's taxonomy places the organism in Eukaryota, Metazoa, Chordata, Mammalia, Eulipotyphla, Talpidae. Gene Ontology annotation, molecular function: transmembrane transporter activity. The transcript has 6 exons. Gene Ontology annotation, biological process: transmembrane transport.
CCCCCAGGUGACCGGGUCGGGAGCUGCCGCCUGGAGCCAGCUCCAGAGGUCGCGGGGGUCCUGUACUUUCGGGCUCCCCGCAUCCGACGCGAUGGCUUGGACCAAGUACCAGCUGUUCCUGGCCGGGCUCAUGCUCGUCACCGGCUCCAUCAACACGCUCUCCGCGAAGUGGGCGGACAACUUGGUGGCUCAAGGAUGUGGAGGGAGCAAAGAGCACAGCUUCCAGCACCCUUUCCUCCAGGCUGUGGGCAUGUUUCUGGGAGAGUUCUCCUGCCUGGCUGUCUUCUACCUACUCCAGUGCAGAGCUGCGGGGCACCCAGAUGCCAGUAUGACUCUCCAGCAGCCCUUCAAACCCCUUCUUUUCCUGCCCCCAGCCCUGUGUGACAUGACCGGGACCAGCAUCAUGUAUGUGGCCCUGAACAUGACCAGCGCCUCUAGCUUCCAGAUGCUUCGGGGAGCAGUGAUCAUAUUCACAGGCUUGUUCUCAGUGGCCUUCCUGGGGCGGAGGCUGGUGCUGAGCCAGUGGCUGGGCAUCCUCGCCACCAUUGCGGGGCUGGUGGUCGUGGGCCUGGCGGACCUCCUGAGCAAGCACGAUGACCAGCACAAGCUCAGCGAAGUGAUCACAGGGGACCUGCUGAUCAUCAUGGCCCAGAUCAUCGUCUCCAUCCAGAUGGUGCUAGAGGAGAAGUUCGUUUAUAAGCACAACGUGCACCCGCUGCGUGCAGUUGGCACUGAGGGCCUCUUCGGCUUCGUGAUCCUCUCCCUGCUGUUGGUGCCCAUGUACUACAUCCCGGCCAGCUCCUUCAGCGGCAACCCCCGCGGGACCCUGGAGGACGUGCUGGAUGCCUUCUGCCAGAUUGGCCGGCAGCCGCUCAUCGCCCUGGCCCUGCUGGGCAACAUCAGCAGCAUCGCCUUCUUCAACUUUGCAGGCAUCAGUGUCACCAAGGAGCUGAGCGCCACCACCCGCAUGGUGCUGGACAGCCUGCGCACCGUUGUCAUCUGGGCGCUGAGCCUGGCCCUGCGCUGGGAGGUUUUCCACCCCCUGCAGAUCCUCGGCUUCCUUAUCCUCCUGAUGGGCACUGCCCUCUACAAUGGGCUGCACCGCCCGCUGCUGGCCUGCCUGUCCAGGAGCCAGUCCCCGGCAGAAGAGGAGGAGCGUGAGAGACUGCUGGGGGGCUCACGGACUCCCAUCAAUGAAACCAGCUGAGACGCCUGUGGGACCUCGGCUGCCACCUGGAUGCUCCUUGUUCGUCCUGGGGCCACACAGGCUGGUGAGCCUUGAGGGGCCUCACCCCAAGGCCUCCCCGCUCUCUCCUCCCCACAGACACCCCCAGGGCAGCUGCUAACAGACAAUGACAGGACACCCAGGUCCUCCUGUGUCACCACCCCCUACAAGGAGGUAUUACCCAGACCCCACAAACCUGAGGUCAGUGACUGACCACCCCCUC